AUGAACGACUCUCGACAGCAAUUAAAUCCAGAGGAUAAAGAGAUACAAGAUGCCCGACAAAGUUUUCAAGAGAGGUACGAAAGUGCUGAAGUGAUGUUCGAGGAACGUUACUUCAACGUGAAGGGAGCAUAUGAUGAGCGAUACAAGCAUGCCAAGCAGGCACUCGAAGAACAUUGCAAUGUUCUCCAUCAGCAGUUUGAGGAACGAUACAACAAUGCCAAAGAGAUAUUUGAAGAACCAGAAGAUAAACUCCAAGAAAUCCGUGAUGAAUUCAGAGAAUGGACCAACAAUCUUCGAGGGGACUUCAAAACAAAGGCUGAACAUUUUCGUAUUCUUUUCGAAAAAGAGGCAGCCAGCCUUCGAGAGGACUUUAAGACGCAAGUCGAAGAGCUUCGAGAAGAAUACAAGGAAGAGCUUCUCGAAAUUCGACAGAAAUACCAAGAACAAAGGGCAAGGGAAAGCGGCCUUGAACAGAAAUCGGAGUAG
Trichoderma harzianum CBS 226.95 is the source of this 486-nucleotide messenger RNA. RefSeq lists its product as hypothetical. The transcript has a single exon. Bases 1 to 486 code for a protein of 161 amino acids. Lineage: Eukaryota; Fungi; Ascomycota; Sordariomycetes; Hypocreales; Hypocreaceae. The record is from RefSeq and is a predicted model, not a curated record.